This is a messenger RNA of Amoebophrya sp. A120, 3340 nucleotides long. NCBI's taxonomy places the organism in Eukaryota, Dinophyceae, Syndiniales, Amoebophryaceae. The record is from the annotation of a GenBank genome assembly.
UGUUGACGCAGACGAGUGAAAAUAACAACUCAGUGAUUAACCUUGUUAUUCUGGUCGUGUCAUUUGCGUAUGUUCAAACUUUUUCUCAGGUCCUAAAGGUUAUCGUCCAUCGUACUCAACGUAAGGAGCCCCUUUAAUACCCAUUGAUAGAAUAUAAAUGGUCCAGAAAAGUUGGUCGCGUUUCUCUUCCGCAGUCAAGGCUUCAUGUCUAGUGCUAGUAUUGUUUCUAGAAUUCUGUAAGAUUGAUAUACGUUUUCUUCGUCCACCACCUCUUGCUCUUCUAGUCCUUCUUUCGUUUCUCGGCCUGAUAGAUUACGACCAACAUCGUGUAUACAAAAGUUGCAAUAUUGAAAGCUCUUUUAGACUUUACGUUUACAUACUUUCCUGUAUGAUGUGAGAUUUCUUUUUCGCUUAUUUCCCCGAACGAAAAAUCAACAUUUCACACUUUUUUUGACUUUUGGUUUUCCGUUUUAAGCUUCCCGUGCCCGUCAUGUGGACGUGUUUCUGCUCGCCUUUGCUUCCCGGAGGAGGGCCUAGCAGUUACCAUUACGACUUGCUUAUGCUUUUGUUUUUGCGUUUGCCGUCGACCACUGUUUGAAAAGGUAAGAGAGGCAAAAAUCUAUUGAAAUGCAGUUCUUUUACUCGUCCCAGGGGGACAACAUGACGGAAAGCACCGAUAAUCCCUUGCGAACGAAAAUGGCUGGAGAAUACCAGGCGGAGACCAACGUGACACAGCCCAACAGCCCUUCCUCUGUCAGUGCAGGGUAAGCUCUUGAUUGCCUCUUCCGUCAUCUGCUUAUUUUUUUGCUAGGUAGAGACCGAGACCGCGACCCACUUUCGAAGAAAUGAGUCGUGGUCUUUUACUUUUCCUUUUCUCGUGUACGAGGACUAUGGUGCGCUCUCCUUGUGCCGUGCGCACGCGCAGAUAUCUUUGCCACCUAUGUAUCUUGUUCUAUGCCCGUAAGUACAACUACAGAUCGCCUUCAGGAGGAAACUUUUCUGAAACUUCCUAUACCACACAGGAAUGGUCCUGCGGUGCAGCACUUUUCGUCGGUAGAACAAGCCGAGCACCAGAUCGAGCCAGCCUCCCGGCGGGGUCGCACCAAUUCCGACGAGUACCAGAAGAUGAAGAUGAAGGAAAACGUCAACUCCGCUCUGCAGCUUCUCUUUCAGCGCAUCGCUCGGGAGAUCGAACAGAAACAGCCCCAAAACACGAUUCACUUCAUCGUCGACUUUCUCUGCAAGCACUACAGCAAGCAUCUGCAUGGGUUUGCAAGCAUCUGGAACGCCGAUCCAGAGCUCGAAAAGGAGCGGCAGGAAGUGGUGCACUUUUUCAAGCACCACAAAAUCUCCACGCAAAUUUCGGCCCACUUCACAAACGCCGGCUACGAUACUCUGGAAACCCUCGCAACGCUUACCACAGACACGCUGGCAGACAUUGAGGCCUUCAACAGUGUCAAGUGGCUCCCCGGGCACAAGGUCCUGAGUUUUACAUUUACAAAACUGCCAUGCAUAAAGAAGUACUAUACAACUCGUCUUGAAGACGAGAACUUGAAUGAGACGAGGCAGAGGAAGGACCGGAUUUUCUUUCAAUUGUUGCAUUAGAAGUGGUGGUGCACCCUCUCUCUCACAGACACGAAGUGUCGGUUGAUUCCGAAAAAAAAGCUCGUUGCUGUCGCUCAUGAUCUAGCGAUGUUUUAUAAACAAAACAGGUGCGUCUACAGCAGGUUUUUAGUGACAUUGGAGAGCGAGUCCGCGAGUUUCGACAGCGGCAACCACCCCUUGGCUACGGUGCGUCCCCCGGCGGUUACAGUCUGAGCCCCGCAGAUAUGCAGCAGGCGGCGUUACGGCAACAAUAUGCAGCGAUGCAGCUGGCAGGUAGCAGGUCAUCACCGCGAGUGUGCGUUUUUCGUUGUUCUUGAGGAGAAGUGGAAAAAAAAAUCCAUCCUGCAUUGUUGAGAUUCAGAUUCUUCCUAGCAGAUGAUAUUUAGAUCCUGAUGAUAAAUCAAUAGGUGUAGCUGCAGGAAAUCGAUCAUGAUGCAUCGUCCCCUUCUUAUUUUUAAAAAUCGUAAGAGCUUCGCAACUCAUACAGUCCAACACCAGCAGCAACAGGCACUGGCCCUUGGUAACCCCCCAGUCGUGGUGUCUCCGGGCGUAAUAGCCGCCACUGCGCCGAGUGGUAUCCUCCCAACGACCACAUCCUCUGCCGCAUCAGCGCCGCAAGGUUUGCACCAAGUAGGAGCAGCCACAGUUACAACCACCCCCGCCACCGGUGCAGCAGCACACGUGGGGGGUGCGUCCUCGAUGGCGCCACCAGCAACAGCUACCCCGACGUCGACAACAACCACGUAUGCGCUUCAGCCGAAUGGUACCUUAGCCGCCGUAUCCACCAGCUCCGCACCACAGCAACUCUCUGCCCCUGCCUAUCACAAUGAAAAAUGCCCCCUCCCCAUAUCAAAACUGAAAUCUGUCAUGCAGAUUUGUGGUCACAAAUCAGCUUUGUGAUGCUAGAAGGCAAAAGAUGCGGACAGUAGUGCUGUCUAGCGUGGGAAAGCCUUGCAGCCCCAGGAUGACAGGAGGCAACUGGAAGUGUGAAACAGCAUGACAGAUUGCCUGCAAUUUAGGCCGCAACUUCGUCUCUUGGCCUUCUAGCAAUACAAGUCGAUUUGUGUACUCAAAUACAGCAUCGUACACUAGUGCUGCAUCGUACACCUGUUUCAUAGUGCUGAAACGACCCGGCUUUCACUAGGGGGAGCAUUCGUACACUUUGUGCCCUCCGGGACUAUGCCUCUGCUUCCGUCUAAACUGAGGGGUCCACUUAUCCCUCUCGGUAUUCGGUCGCAGGGAAGGGUUACCGGGGUCUCCCUCGCAUCGGUUCUCGAUGUCGGGUGUGAGUUUGUGACUGCGGGGGCAGUGGUUGGCUUAGGUUUGUGGAGUACUUCUGAAAAGAGGCUCCCAUUCCUUCUUCCAGGUAGCGAUCCUAGAUCGCCGCCACGCGGAGCCACCCCCGUAUUUCACCCCCAGGGGGUUGUGGACCUGGCAAAACCGAUGAGUUCGGGCUGCUGACUGUUCCACCUCCCCUAAGUGUGAUCAUUGCCGCCUCACGCCUCAAAUACAGCAUCACAAAUUCGCGCAUCUUUCGUUUCCGAUAUGGGGUGGGGGCUUUUUUCACUUUGAUACUGCCGGCUUCAACAUCCCGGGAAUCUCCAUUGGCGCGACCCGCUUGCCCUCCACCUCGUAUGAAAGUACACAACUCCUUCUCCCCCUCAUUUGUCAUGCAAAAUACCCAAUCCACCCUUUGCCUCUUGACACUGUUUGCAUGACAAGUUCUGGUAGCCCA